CGUGUAGCGAAAAUUGUUCCGGAAAGGCCUUCAACUCAAAGCAGCGGUAUCCCAUUUAUGAACGAUUUCAUCACGUUAAUCGGUUAAUUUCCCUCCGAUAAUGCCGUAUGCGAACCAGCCGACGGUGAAAAUAACGGAAUUGACCGACGAGAAUGUCAAAUUCGUCAUUGAGAACACCGACCUGGCGGUCGCGAACUCCAUCCGCCGCGUGUUCAUGUCAGAAGUCGCCACCAUAGCGAUCGACUGGAUCCAGAUCGACGCCAACUCUUCGGUGCUGCACGACGAGUUCAUCGCGCACCGAGUCGGCCUCAUACCUCUCACGAGUGACGACAUCGUGGACAAAAUGCAGUAUUCCAGGGACUGCACCUGUGACGAUUUCUGCCCGGAGUGCUCUGUGGAGUUGACGCUGGACGUCCGGUGUACCGAGGACCAGACGCGCCACGUCACCUCGCGCGACCUUCUGUCCAACAACCCGAGAGUGAUCCCGGUGACGUCCAGGAGUCGGGACAGUGACCCCAACGACUACGUCGAACAAGACGACAUCAUACUGGUGAAGCUUCGUAAGGGCCAGGAGCUGCGGCUCAGGGCGUACGCCAAGAAGGGCUUCGGCAAGGAGCACGCCAAGUGGAACCCCACGGCGGGGGUGUCCUUCGAGUACGACCCGGACAACGCGCUGAGGCACACGGUCUUCCCGCGGCCCGAGGAGUGGCCAAAGAGCGAAUAUUCCGAGAUCGAGGAGGAUGAGGUCCAGGCUCCCUACGACCCCAACGGGAAGCCGGAAAGGUUCUAUUACAACGUGGAGUCGUGCGGCUCGCUGCGACCGGAGACCAUCGUCAUGUCGGCGCUGGCCGUCCUCAAGAAGAAGCUGAGCGACCUGCAGACGCAGCUGAGCCACGAGAUCCAGAGCGACGUGCUCACCAUCAACUGAGGGCCACGGAGCCGGACCCGAGCACCACUCGGGGUUGUUAGUAGUGAACUUUAUGCUUUUGUAAUGAUAUUCUUGCUACGGCCUAACUUUUUUUUUUAAUAAAUCUGUCCUGAGGAACUUUUAA
Messenger RNA from Gasterosteus aculeatus aculeatus (three-spined stickleback), 1052 nucleotides. Its product is annotated as DNA-directed RNA polymerase II subunit RPB3. Gene Ontology annotation, cellular component: RNA polymerase II, core complex. Gene Ontology annotation, biological process: transcription by RNA polymerase II. The record is from RefSeq and is a predicted model, not a curated record. Gene Ontology annotation, molecular function: protein dimerization activity. Lineage: Eukaryota; Metazoa; Chordata; Actinopteri; Perciformes; Gasterosteidae.